AAAGUACAACAUUGAAUAUUACGCCUAUCUCCAAAAAGUAUAGUACACAAAACAUGAUCGCUUUUCAGAAAGGUAAUUCUUCGUCUUCCAAUACAGUUACAAAUACACAAAAUGUACUACCUUCAACAAGUAACCAUCAAGAAUCAAAUAUUCAGAGUAUACAAGUUUCAUACUUAACCAGUGAUGCAACAAAUACACCUGCAAGUGUAUCUCCUUUAGUUAACGGCAAUGAACAACAUCUGAAUUUUCAGAAACUCAUUUUGAAAUAUUUAACUUCUUUAAAAGUUGAAGUUUCUAACAUUUCUGAUACUCAACAAGAGAUUAUUAAGAUGAUUAAUGAUAUCCAAAACAGAACUUCAACUCAAGUAGAUGAUUCAUGGGCCCAUGAGGUUGACUAUUUUGUUUCAAGUUGGCCAAUAUCUGACCAAGAUGGUCUCAAUGAUAUGGAAAAUAAAAUUAAGAGUGAUUUUAAUUUUCGAAAACAAGUUGUAAGUGAACUGGCUAGGAUUGGAGGCAAGUCAUUACCAAACAUGAUAUAUAAAAUUCUAAAAAAAGUUUUUGAUGAUAGCGUUUUACUUGAAUUCACAUAUGGCUUGAGAAAUAAGGAUAAUUUUUCUUUACUGGCUAUAAACAAAGUAAUUAUUGAAGCAGUAUUGAAAUCAAAAUUCAAAAAUCAUUCAAAUGAUGAGAUCAUUACAGCCAUUAGUAAAUGGCUAACUGGGGCAAAAGGCAGAAUUUUAAAAAAAUAA
Myzus persicae (green peach aphid) is the source of this 749-nucleotide messenger RNA. RefSeq lists its product as uncharacterized. NCBI's taxonomy places the organism in Eukaryota, Metazoa, Arthropoda, Insecta, Hemiptera, Aphididae. The record is from RefSeq and is a predicted model, not a curated record. The transcript has 5 exons. Bases 54 to 749 code for a protein of 231 amino acids.